AUUGGGAUCGUCCAUCAGUCAUCGAACACCCUCACCACCACCACCGCCACCUUCCCACCUCUUCAUUCUUUAUAUAGGUCCCUUCCAGCGGCUCCUAUUCACUCCCAACAGCAGUCUCUCGCCUCCACCACCCAUGCCUUCUCCUCCUUCGUCUCAAAGCAGGCGGCCGUCCUUUGCUAGGAGUCGCAGCCAGCAAACCUUUCACGACCCCACUCGUCAAUUCAGCACCAUCGGGGGCCCACCAACACCUUAUCAUGGACCUUCGCCCAGGAACCCAAUUGGUUCCCGGCCACCCUUAUCAAUGCCCGUCGUGCAGGGGGGAGGAGCACCUUUGUCCCCCGCUACCAUUAAUAGCACGGCAGUAUCUGCAUUUGCCACCAUGCACAAGGCAUACCAUUCAAAAGAGGAUAUCGACUUCUGGUCCAUGCUCUACUCUCAGAGCCAUAUCCACACGCGUCAGGAUUACCAGGUCUCGCAGGAGGAUAGCGCAACCAUUACCUCUGCGUCCUUGACCAAAGACGUCGGGCGGACUCAGGGCCCAGUCAAGGUCUGGCAAGUCCUGACAAAAACCGUGAUUCGAGACACUAGCGGCAGCAACGGUCCCUCAAGUCCGCAGCGGUACCUGCCUCCCUUGCAGGAACACCAUCGUCAGCGAUUGCAGCAGCAACAGCAGCCGUAUUUCCACUUUGAACGGCUCCCGAUCAUGGUUCAGACCUCAGCCGCAGCCCUGUCUCCGCAUGGACAGCCAUUCUCGAUCGUAUUCUUCUUCACGGUCGAGUCUGCUCCUGUAACGCUGUGGUAUAUCGAGUCGGCCUUCACUAGGUCGGCAACAAUGUACGAACAUAUGGAACUCAUGGGGACAUUUCAGCCCAACAACCCGAACGAUCCUAUGUCCGUUUACGUUUACGAGACCCGCGAGUUUAGUAUUGCUCAGCCGACUCACGAGGACACGGUGCUCGAUAUCCGUGUGCAGAGUCCAACAGGGGCGACUUUUGGCGAAUGGUCCUAUACCUUUGUCAACGAGGCUAAACCUGGGUCAGUAUCUUCCGUAUCAUCAACCUCAGCGCAUUAUUCGCCACGCAGGGGCAUCAGCAAGAGCAGUAGCAUCAGCAAAAGCAGUAGCAUCAGCAACAUUAACGACGUCCCAGUAGCCGAGGCUCAUCAACGCAGCUCAGACCAACUUGUAGAAACCUCGCCUUCCGCUUUCAAUAAAUCGGCCUCACCGGCGCUGCAAUCACCUCUGGACAGCUAUGAUAUGGUUGAAUUAGACUCGCCCGUGUCACUGGAAUACUUUCCUCAGCAGACACAGGAGUAUCAACCAUUAUCUGUAGAGGACAAGGACCAGGACGAGCAUCCGGCAGCUCAUUCUUCAUUGGAUUCAAACACUAGCCAGCCAAGCCCACACACAUCUCUACCGACACUUGUGCAAUAUCAUCUCGAGGACGAUUCAGGAGACGAAGGCGAGGAAGAGGACGACGACAACAAGGAGGCAAUGACUGGGAGCAGCUUUACAGAAGAGCCUGACGCGGGAGAGCACUUUAUGCAGGCAACCUCCGAAUUUUUCUCGAAGAUGGGAUACUGGCUGUAUAACUCCAGAGUUGUUCAGUACAUUGCGCGAGACGAACGCAGCAGAAUAAAAACUGUGUUUCAGACGGAAGACAUCUGGCUCCUGGGAGUGUGCUACAGUUUUGAACCCAUCGAGCCUACAUGCUCCCUCCCGGAGGCACCACGGUCUAGAAAGAUAUCGGUACUACAACCACAGGUGUCAUCUAGCCGCGGAGGGGAUUCGAAAAGCAGCAUUCUAAACGGCCAUGGCUCGCUCGCAGAUGCCCCUCGGGACUUUAAGCGGGGGUGGGAGCGCAAAGUCGCUCAGGUCAUGAUAUCUCCCAGGCUCACGACAGAUAACGAUCCCAUUCUCACUCACAACACAACAGAAGAAGGGCCCGAAGCAAGCCAAGGUCGAUCGCGGAGCAAGGAGAGGCACAUAGAACGACAGAGGGAGAAAGAGUUGGCGAAAGCAAAGAAGUUAGCCCAGGCCAAGGAGCGCGAGCUCGAACGGGAGCAGAAAAUUGCACAAGAAAAAGAGAGAGCAAAGGAGAAGGCGCGAUCAAAGGACCAGGAACGGCUGCAGAAACUCAAGGCAAAAAUAUCGCAUCCUCAAUUCGACAGGACCAAUGUACGCGAAGGAACCAGAGACCUCUCGGAAUUGACCUCAGGCGACUUAAAAGAAAGCGAUGGCAUUGUAGCGCAGUCAGACCGCGACCGAAAAUCGCAUUCCAUACACGGAUAUCAACGUGUGGAGAAACCGCAUAUAGGCUUGGGACUGACGGCCACGCCCGUUGAUCCAAAACAGAGUGUUAUCAAGCGGAUGAGAUCCAUGUCGAUUCUUCCCAAGGCGCCGGUCGCUGCCUUUGAUCGCUUUGCGCAAAAGGUGAGCACACAGGAAUCGCAGCCUCGUGUUCGUCCUGACCGGACGCAUCAAUCAAGGUCCCAAUCCAUCUCUGGUAUUUCCAUUUUCUCGCAACGAUCCGGAGGCACCUCGUCUUUUUCAGGCUCGUCCAGGACGCGUCCAAGCUCACCAACACCGCCAUCCUCUCUCAAAACAUCCAUGAGCGUUUAUACGGCCCUCGCUAUCAGCCCUAAGACAACGGCACCAUCAAAAAUGGCAAAUCUCAACCUAAGUCAGAAAAAGCUACCGGAUCUUCCAUCUCCAUCCCUGGAUGAUAUAUCCGAUAUACCCACUUACCGAUACCAGGAUGCAAAUCAAGAGGACUACGACGAUUCUGACGACGAUAUGCUAGCAUAUGCGCCCCCUGUUCCGGACAAGAGCGCCGAGGGCCAAGUAAACGCAUCGCAUGCCUUGACCGUGGAUAUAAACUCAGGGCGCCGGAGGAGAACCAUAUCCAGCUUCUUAUCCAAAGAUCCAAAGCUCCCUUCUACUGGUGGUAAUGGGGUCCUAAAGACCCUUGUAAAUGUGAGUAAGAUUUCUUUGCGACCAAAGGCAGAAGAUGUGGCAUCGAUGCCGAGACAAACCCCCCCCAGCGCAGACAUCGCCGCCUCUUCAACGGCCUUUUCAUUUGGAAUGAAACCUACAGGAAAGGAGGGGUCUUCUUCUACUCCAAAGAAAUGGGGUGUGACCAAGAAUAUGCAAAACUGGAUCGACCGCCGACUCUCUUCCAGUAACCUUCACCAGCAGUACUUCAUUGCGGCGACGGAUGAGCCCGUUCCACCUGUUUCGAGGGAGAUUACCCUUUCUUCACCCAUUUCGAGGGAGAUUGCCCAUUCUCCACCCAGCAGCCCAGUGCAAACAGAAGCAGGAAACGUCGGGUCCAAUAUUUACAAUCGCCCUCAAGAGAAGGACCCUCAAGUUCAGAAGUCCCCCUUCCAGUAAAGGACGGGCUGUUCCGCGAUCACCCACGCAGCAGACAAGGCAAUCGUUCGACUUUAAUGCGCCAAAGGACACUCAUUAUAAUCAAGAGACAACCCUAGCAACAGGAUCACCAUGCGCAACUGCACCUGUACCUGAAGCGACUGUCAACAUGGCUUCUUUGGUCCAACCAGUCUUGGACAAUCCACACCCGAGCCGCUCGACA
Gamsiella multidivaricata is the source of this 3593-nucleotide messenger RNA. RefSeq lists its product as uncharacterized. NCBI's taxonomy places the organism in Eukaryota, Fungi, Mortierellomycota, Mortierellomycetes, Mortierellales, Mortierellaceae. The coding region runs from base 134 to 3391 and encodes 1085 amino acids. The transcript has 4 exons. The record is from RefSeq and is a predicted model, not a curated record.